Molecule: messenger RNA, 1223 nt
Organism: Ctenopharyngodon idella (grass carp)
Lineage: Eukaryota; Metazoa; Chordata; Actinopteri; Cypriniformes; Xenocyprididae
Exons: 4
Coding region: 1-774 (257 amino acids)
Source: RefSeq, a predicted model, not a curated record
AUGCUGGAGUUUAUCAACUACAGACCAUCAGUGAUACAGUCUCAUAUGAGACAUUCACAGUUUCUGUCUAUGGUGAUUUAUUGCUUGUGUUCAGCUGUGAAUGUGAGUCAUGUGACUCUCUCCUGGUACAAAGGAAACAGUUUAUUGUCCAGCAUCAGUGUGUCUGAUCUCAGCAUCAGUCUCUCUCUACCUCUGGAGGUGGAAUAUCAGGAUAAAAACACCUACAGCUGUGUGCUGAACAAUCCCAUCAGCAACCAGACCAAACAUCUGGACAACAGUGGACUCUGUUGGCCAUGUCCAGCUCCUCUGCCUAUUCCCGUCAUCAGCAGAGACUCUCCACAAUGUUCUUCAUCAUCAUCAAAUUGUUCACUGCUGUGUUCAGUGUUUAAUGUGAGUCAUGUGACUCUCUCCUGGUACAAAGGAAACAGUUUAUUGUCCAGCAUCAGUGUGUCUGAUCUCAGCAUCAGUCUCUCUCUACCUCUGGAGGUGGAAUAUCAGGAUAAAAACACCUACAGCUGUGUGCUGAACAAUCCCAUCAGAAACCAGACCGAACAUCUGGACAUCACUCAACACUGUCGGCCAUGUUCAGGCCCUGCCCACUGCUGUGGUUUCACCGAAGCUGUGAUUCGAUUGGCUGGCUCUGCUCUGGUGGGCGUGGCUACUGUUGCUGUGCUGGUUUAUGACAUCAGAUCCAGAAGAGCUUAUCAAAAGAGGAGAGAGCAGCCUUCGCCAUCACAUGCAGAUGAAUAUGAUGAUGUUGUAUUAGGGCAAUGAUGUUGUGUUGUCCUUUAUGUCCCUCGGGAAUGUAAAUAAGGAAUAUACCAGGCAUCUCAAACUAUUGACAAAUUGCAUGCUGUCAGUCAUACAGCGAAUAAUAAAAUACACAGAAUGAAAACAUGAAAAAACAAUGGACACUUUUUGAAGUGUGUCUUAACUGAUCAUAUUGCCAUUUGCAGGUUGUUUUUGCUUACUGUGUUGCUUUUACUGUUGCUCCAAACAUUUUCUUUUACUUUUAAUGUAAAAUUGUAUAUUUUUUUUAUACCAAGAAUUUUUUUUAUUGGUUCAUAAAGUUUUUGUAUUUACAUUUUAAGUGUUGCCAUGUGAAAUUCUUGAUGUAUGAAAACUGUCUUAUUUGAGUACCUGUUGUUCAUGUUUUUUCCCCUGUAUCUUCAGCUUUACAUAUGAAUUACUGUAACAUCCUGCAAAUUCAUUAAAGCUAAAAA